AUGUCCACGUACUACGAUGAUGAUUUCGAUGACUAUUACCAUGAAGGAAUAGAUAAUAUCCCACAUAUGAUGGACCAAGGUUUCUACGUUGAUGUAUCUGACGAUGACUAUACCAUGGUUCUGCCUCGUCCAAAACAAAAGGUUCCUAGACAGCGAUUCCAACGCCCAAGAUGUAGAGUGCCUAGACAUGAAGAGAGUUACACAUAUGUCUCGGACUCCGACGAAACUAAUUACCGGGCAGGCGAUGGCCACCAUGCCAUCAGGCGGUCCCGACACAGAGAUCACUAUCGUGGCCGACGAUCAGGUCACAGUCGGAGCAGAGGUUCUAGCCGUUACGAAAUUCACCACCAUCACCAUUACUACUGUUCCCAACACGAGAGCUCUGGGUCCAAUGGUCAUUUGACACAGUCAAACAAUGUUCUUCAAAUAGAGACCCAACCGUAUCAAGGCCAGAUAACUGCAGGGGUAGGAGGAGGAGCUCUCAUGGCACUUAAUCGACCGGCAAUUGCUGCACCUGCUCGGGUUUUACCUUCAGCCAUCAUCCCGACUACAGCUGGACCCCAAUGCGCGUGUGAGUGUUGCCAUACAUCUCGUGCCCAUCAGGUAGAUGCGUUGAAUACGGUAAGGGGGCCGCAGCUCUUGGGCCAGGGAACUGUGUUGCCAGCUGGACAGCUAUCGGGGCCUUUUACCCGCCCAGUCCAGAUUCCUAGGCUGUUGCAGUAA
Molecule: messenger RNA, 723 nt
Organism: Trichophyton rubrum CBS 118892
Lineage: Eukaryota; Fungi; Ascomycota; Eurotiomycetes; Onygenales; Arthrodermataceae
Exons: 2
Coding region: 1-723 (240 amino acids)
Source: RefSeq, a predicted model, not a curated record